AUGGCAACCAACACUCACCAGCUGCACCCCUGUUCUCCUCAGGAAACCUUAAACUCUGUCUGCCACGGUACUCUGAGUGCAAGCUACCACCCGAUCUCCAAGAGCUCCUCCAGUCUGGCAGCCAUUGGGCGAGCCAGCUCUGAGGAAAAGCACAGCGGCAGGCAGGAGCUCCGGAAGAGCCUCAGCAGCUCUGCUUGCCAAGCCCAGCUGAGGGAGGCCAAUGGUGGAAGCACGCCCAGUUCCGAAUGGUCUUCCACCCACUCGGAAGCAGCAUCGGUCACCAGAACUGCGAGGAACGAGUCUCCCAGCGACAGCAUGCAGAGUGCCAGCAAAAGCACAAGUCACUUCCCGCACGUUGACCCGUCCUCAGCUUCUGCAGAAGCGACGGGCACCAGGAGGUGCACCCAGAGCUGCGCAGUGGAGAGCACGCCUUCAGCCUCUGGUGCGAAUCCACAAGCUGCGGGUGCUGCGGAAGGACUGGGGGCUGCCGUUCAGAGAAGCCUUUCGGACCUGACAUGUAGCUGCAAGCCGCAAACAUCCUUGCCCCACAUGGAGACAAGUGCCACCUAUUCGGUGAUGAGUUCCAGUAGCAGCCACGGUGCCUCCACGGGCAACGCAGCUGUACUGCGACCGAGGUAUGGAUCCGACUCUUACGAAAAUGCCCCAGAUUUCCAAAGCCCUAUGACUUGGGUCCCAAGCUUGCCUAGAGACCAAAAUGUGCCCUCGAGCAUCUUUGACAAUGGUGCCGUAUCACACAACGUUUCUGCUUUUACAGACCCCGGAGCGUAUUGCACAAAUGUCCUUGGAUCACACAUGCCUGGGGAUACUUUCCCCAACAGGGCAAUGUAUGCUCAGGCUGGGAUUAUGUAUAGCAACUUUGCGCCCGGCAUGUACCCGCCUGGUCUGAUGGCCAUCCAUAACAGUACUGCUUUCCCCUACGGCAUGAGGCAGGAGGGUACCAUUCCAGCCUACUGCCAUUCCUUGCCAAUACCUUCUGUUCAGUUCAUCCCGCGCUUGGUUUGUUCAGUGAGCGAAUCAGGGAAAGGGCAGGCAAGCCCCGAGUGCUGUCCCUCUUUGCCUGCCACCGGAACCGCCACCCUUCCGAAGCUCGUGUCAUCCAUAAGCGAGUCGGGUCUGGAUGCAAAACGCAUGCUGAGAUGCUGCAGUGCGCGCGGGGAGCACAUCGUGCACGCUCAGCCUUGCGUGCCCCCAAGCCGAGCCCAAGAGGAAAGGAAAAGGACGUACGUGGUGCUGAACAGCCAUCAGGAUGGUGUCCACACGGUCAUGAAGACGAAGGACACGUGGACUAUGACCUCCAUGAGUGACCUCACCUGGGGACUCCAGCCUUCACUCGAGUGCAAAGAUGCGGAGGUGCAAACCCUUCCGACGAAGGAGUGCAGGUCGGUGGCAACAAGUCCUUCUGUCGUGGCAGAAGGCCGCCCUCAUGUCUUCCCAGAGGUGAAUCUGGAACCAGAGGUGGAGGGUGAAAAGUCUCCGGUGCGGGAAGUGAGAUGGGACGAUGAAGGAAUGACAUGGGAAGUCUAUGGGGCAGCUGUUGAUCCUGAAGUUCUUGGGCUGGCCAUUCAGAAACAUCUGGAGAUUCAAAUAGAACAGUUCCAAACAGAACCUGAGGAGCUCACGAGGAAAAGUACAGAGGAUCAGCCAGCUAAGGAUGAAAAGAGAACAUCUUUGAGGACAAUGAUGCAUUGUCUAAGAAGUCCUAGCUGCUGUGCCCGUUCCAGCACAGCAGUAGAAUGA
Messenger RNA from Varanus komodoensis (Komodo dragon), 1758 nucleotides. It is a transcript of the gene GPRIN2, whose product is annotated as G protein regulated inducer of neurite outgrowth 2. Lineage: Eukaryota; Metazoa; Chordata; Lepidosauria; Squamata; Varanidae. Gene Ontology annotation, biological process: neuron projection development. The transcript has a single exon. Bases 1 to 1758 code for a protein of 585 amino acids. Gene Ontology annotation, cellular component: plasma membrane. The record is from RefSeq and is a predicted model, not a curated record.